CUCGAAGACCGGAUAUCUUACGUCCUGCAGCAGGCUGCAUUGGUCGGGUUUCCGAGCCUGGAUGCGCUUGCUGCAGAUUAUUACACCGCAAGCUUCAGCGAGACUUCGCCGCUUUUCAGCGAUCAGAUUUUGAGCAGGAAUCGUCGCUUACCCAAGCUGAUAGCGACCAUCCGUCAAGCUGCGAAAGAUUGGAGCGAGUGGGAGCGAAGAGGUUACCAGCAAGACACAGUCAAGAGCGCAGAAGAACUG
Messenger RNA from Zasmidium cellare ATCC 36951, 249 nucleotides. RefSeq lists its product as uncharacterized. The annotation marks the transcript as partial. NCBI's taxonomy places the organism in Eukaryota, Fungi, Ascomycota, Dothideomycetes, Mycosphaerellales, Mycosphaerellaceae. The record is from RefSeq and is a predicted model, not a curated record. The transcript has a single exon.